AUGGCGUAUAUGAUUCAGCUUAGCCUUAAUAAGCUCCUAUAUCGGAUCAAAGCAAAGCCAAAGAACGACACAUGUGGACCGAUAAGCUACAGAAGGCUUCUACCUAGCGAGGACAGAAAGGGGAUAUUGCAAACACCCUCGAUAGGGUACGCCGGCUUACAAUAUAUAUUAAUGGAAGCCUAUAAAGGCGUAUUUAAGCUUUAUAAUAAGCUAUUUAAAUACCUCGAGGCGUUAAUCAGUCAGCUUAAAAAGAAGAAGAUACUUAUCGCUCUUAAAGCAGGCCUACAGAAGCUCCGUAAGUACUACCCUAAGGCUAAUAAUAUAUAUACGCAUAGCACUAUCCUCGCACUAAAGGAUAAGUUACAGUACUUUAAACGCAAGGAAUAG
Messenger RNA from Penicillium maclennaniae, 387 nucleotides. RefSeq lists its product as uncharacterized. The coding region runs from base 1 to 387 and encodes 128 amino acids. The record is from RefSeq and is a predicted model, not a curated record. NCBI's taxonomy places the organism in Eukaryota, Fungi, Ascomycota, Eurotiomycetes, Eurotiales, Aspergillaceae. The transcript has 5 exons.